This is a messenger RNA of Stegastes partitus (bicolor damselfish), 1917 nucleotides long. It is a transcript of the gene chrna4b, whose product is annotated as cholinergic receptor, nicotinic, alpha 4b. NCBI's taxonomy places the organism in Eukaryota, Metazoa, Chordata, Actinopteri, Pomacentridae. The transcript is spliced from 6 exons. Gene Ontology annotation, molecular function: acetylcholine-gated monoatomic cation-selective channel activity; transmembrane signaling receptor activity. The coding region runs from base 1 to 1917 and encodes 638 amino acids. Gene Ontology annotation, cellular component: postsynaptic membrane. Gene Ontology annotation, biological process: monoatomic ion transmembrane transport. The record is from RefSeq and is a predicted model, not a curated record.
AUGGAUAUAUACAGAUGCUUGAGCUUACUGUGCUUCACUUUUCCUCUGCAAGUUUGUUCCCAGGUCGGACCACGUGCCCACGCUGAGGAGAGGCUGCUCCAGAAUCUGUUUGCAAAUUACAACAAGCUCUCCCGACCCGUGCAGAACACUACGGACACGGUGCUGGUCCACUUUGGACUGUCUAUCGCCCAGCUCAUUGAUGUGGAUGAGAAGAACCAGAUGAUGACCACAAACGUCUGGGUCAAGCAAGAAUGGAACGACUACAAACUCCGCUGGAACCCCGAGGAUUAUGAGAACGUUACCUCCAUCCGUAUCCCCUCAGAGAUUAUCUGGAGACCCGACAUCGUUCUCUACAACAACGCUGACGGCGACUUCGCCGUAACUCACCUCACGAAGGCUCAUCUGUUUUUUGAUGGUCAGAUAAAGUGGAUGCCUCCGGCCAUUUAUAAGUCCUCGUGCAGCAUAGAUGUCACUUUUUUCCCUUUUGACCAGCAAAGCUGCAAAAUGAAGUUCGGCUCCUGGACCUACGACCGAGCCAAGAUCGACCUGAUCAGCAUGGACAGCAGCGUGGACCAGAUGGACUACUGGGAGAGCGGCGAGUGGGUCAUCAUCAACGCAGUGGGAAAGUACAACACCAAAAAGUACGAGUGCUGCACCGAGAUCUAUGCAGACAUCACCUAUUACUUCAUCAUUCGGAGGCUUCCCUUGUUCUACACCAUCAACCUCAUCAUCCCCUGUCUGCUCAUCUCCUGUCUGACCGUGCUGGUGUUUUAUUUGCCGUCACAAUGCGGAGAAAAGAUUACCUUGUGUAUCUCAGUGCUGCUGUCCCUCACAGUGUUCCUCCUGCUGAUCACGGAGAUCAUACCGUCGACGUCGCUGGUGAUUCCGCUGAUUGGCGAAUAUCUGUUGUUCACCAUGGUCUUCGUCACGCUCUCCAUCAUCAUCACCGUGUUUGUGCUGAACGUGCACCACCGGUCGCCACAAACUCACGGCAUGCCUCACUGGGUGCGGAGAGUGUUCCUGGACUUGGUGCCCCGAGUCCUCUUCAUGAAGCGUCCGCCGGGCACGGCAAAGCAGAACUGCAAGAAGCUCAUUGAGAUGAUGCACCGUCCGCCCACGAUAUCUACAACGGGCAACUCACAGGCCUUCUGGAGCGGCUUGGAGACGGGCCUCAGAGAGAUGGCCAAGACAGGGAACACGCUCCCAAAGACUCCAUCCGACAGUCCAAGCAUCCUCGUCUGCUCGCCUUCUCCCCCCGCUUUCCCUCUUGAGAACCACAACGAGGAAGAUCUCCCACCAAAGGCCAACAUGUUCUGCCAACCCAUGUCUGGUCAGUAUUCAGUCCUUUUAGAGAAACAAACCCUGCGGGGACACAACUCCGCAGCCUCGUCCUUUUCACAGCUGUCCUUGCCCCCGUCUUUGCCACUGGGCCCGGUUCGCAGUCUGUCCAGGGACGACACCAGCACACUGGCCCCCAAUGGUCGCUCUGUCAGCGCAGAGCAAAUGUGUGACCAGCAGCAGCAGCAUCCUCCGGGGGCUGGACAUCGGUGUCGCUCCCGCAGCUUUCAGUACUGCUGUCUGCACGAUGACGGGCUCGUUGGCAUCACAGGGCAAAUGAAGAAACCAACUCCGAUAUAUCAGUCAGCAGAAACCCUCACAGCAGAGGCCACCAAAGACGCAAGUACACAACAAGACACUGUAACUCCAACCAUAUCCCCAGCAAUGCAACAGGCCAUCGACGGGGUUCAGUACAUCGCCGACCAUCUCAGGGCAGAAGAUGCAGACUUUUCAGUGAAGGAGGACUGGAAGUACGUGGCCAUGGUCAUCGACAGGAUAUUCCUCUGGAUGUUCGUGCUGGUCUGCAUCCUGGGAUCCGUGGGACUCUUUCUUCCUCCUUGGUUGGCUGGUAUGAUCUAG